This is a messenger RNA of Eupeodes corollae, 1281 nucleotides long. It is a transcript of the gene Creld, whose product is annotated as cysteine-rich with EGF-like domain protein 2-A. Gene Ontology annotation, molecular function: calcium ion binding. The transcript has a single exon. Bases 111 to 1181 code for a protein of 356 amino acids. The record is from RefSeq and is a predicted model, not a curated record. NCBI's taxonomy places the organism in Eukaryota, Metazoa, Arthropoda, Insecta, Diptera, Syrphidae.
UCCCCACUCUACCCCAAUUUUUGCACAACUUCCUGUCGUACGACCCAAACAAAGUGAAUUUUUGUUUUUGAAAAAAUAAAAUCCCUAUAAAAAUCAAAUUAUUGCACAAAAUGAUAGUUGAUAAGCUUUACAUCAUAAUUUGCUUUGUAUUUUUACCAAAGAAUGUUCGCAGCACAACCAAUCAAGAGUCUUUAAAGACCAUAAUUCUUCCACCGUGCAAAGCCUGCACCGUUUUAGUGAAUUCUCUUGCUAAUACUUUUGAAACGCCUAGUUCUGUGCCUGCCAAAGGAGCAGAACAAGAAGCUUUGUUGGAAAAUGUUUGCAGUGAAGUAGACCGGGGCCAGAAUCAAUGCAUAGAGCUUCGAAAUCGGCUCAGGUUAGAUAUAAAGGAGCACUUGGCUGAAGGUUCUGCUGAUUUAUUUACUCUGCUGUGCAUUGAUAAAUUGAAAGCUUGCUGUGCUCCUGACCACUUUGGGCCGAAUUGCGAAAAGUGCCAGGACUGCCAUAAGAAUGGGAAAUGCAAGGGAGCCGGCACUCGAAAGGGCAAUGGCAAGUGCUCCUGCAACCCUGGGUACACGGGCGAGCAGUGCAGAGAGUGCGCCGUGUCUUUCUAUGCAGCUUUCAAAGAUGAAACGAAACUGCUCUGUUCACAUUGCCAUGACGCAUGUGGAGAUGAAGGAUGCACUUCUGCGGGUCCCAAAGGAUGUCGGUCGUGCAAAACUGGCUGGCGAAUGGACCCUAACAACGGCUGUACCGACGUAAAUGAGUGUCUUGUGACGCGAAACAUAUGCACUGCAAAGCAGUUCUGCGUGAACAACGACGGCUCCUACAGCUGCCUCGAGUGCGAUAGAUCCUGUCAGGGAUGUGACGGAGACGGCCCCGAUAUGUGCAAGGCAUGUGCCGAGGGCUACACCCUCAUCGAGGGAAAGUGCACUGAUGAUUCUCUGGAACAGCGUGAGCAAUAUGUCAACUUGACCAGAUUCCUCACCUACCUAGGACUUUGCAUAGCAACUUGUGUGAUAUUCCAAAGCUCAACAACAAAAGCGUACAUGGUUGGAGCCGCAGUAGCAACUUACAUCGCAGCCUCAGAGUACUGGCUAAGCACUACUCCGGCUCCAGCUGACAUCAAGUCUCAGUUAAAUAGUAAGAAUCUCGAAGAAAUGAUUAUGAAAAUGUUGUAAGUGUAAGUGCACAAUUUUUAAUGAAUAAAAAGUUUCACUUGUAGAACAUUAAAUUUUAUUGCUAAAACUAAAUAAAUAACAUUAUUCUUUAAUAUUUUAA